CUUUGUCUCCGUCCUUUGUCCGCCCCGGUCCCUGCCCCGGACCGCUCCUGCCACCAGCCCCGCGGGAGCGCGCACCCUGCGCUUCCGCACUCCUUCUCCUCCUCCUCCUCACCGUACCCCCUGCACCCUGUACAGCAUCCUCUCCCACCCGCGCUCAGCACACCCCGAGCCCCUCCGCCCCUCCCAGCCACACCUACCCCCCCCACCAUGCACCCCAGUCCCCCGGGAUUCCCGGCGUCCCCAGUUCCCCUCCACAUUCCCCCACUGCCUUCCCCCUGUCUCCUCCUCCUCCUCCUGCUGACGGGUUUGAACACCCCCCGGCAGAGCUGCCUCCUCUCCCGCUGCAUGCACAGCCGCUGCCCGGCCCUGCCUGCCGGGCUCAGCCCACACUGAGGAGCGGCGGACAGGUGAGGCAGAGCACCCAGGAUUAUGGCAACUUCUUCCACUUUCUGCUGUCCUUUCCUUUUCCUGUGCAUGCUGGUUCUGGCUGACAUCAGUCGUGCAGUCUCCCCGGACCCUGUCACGAAGCUCAAAAAUGUCCCGGAGAACAACAACCAUCUUCAAAACCAAGAGAUGUGGCUGCAGCAGCCUGGAAGUGGGCACCACUACAAACACGGCUUGGCCAAGAAGGAGAAGGUCCAUGCCAUGUCUUCGAGAGGGCAGCCGGCUGCAGAAGAGACCCUCAGAACGGGUAGCAAAGCUCCAGCCACGCAAGAGCUGGCAGCAGAGGGACAGCCAGCAGCCCUGAAACAGAAUAAGGAUGUGUUCCUGGGCUUUGAGUUCCCAUAUCCUGAGAGGGACAACCAGUCACCUGGGUCUGAGAGAGGAAAGAAGCAGAACCGAGAGCAUCGGCGACACAGCCGCAGGGACAGGCUGAAACACCACCGAGGGAAGACUCCUGUUGCUGGGCCAAGCUCCUUGUACAAGAGACCUGAAAGCUUUGAAGAACAGUUUCAAAACCUGCAGGCAGAGGAAGCUACAAUUCUGACUCCCACCACGCUUCUCAUCACUGCACUGGAAUUAGCUGUUUCCACAGAAGAGCCUCCUGUUCAUCCAGCCACAUCGCCACGGUCACAGGCCCGCCUGAGGCAAGAUGGGGAUGUGAUGCCCACCCUAGACAUGGCUCUCUUUGACUGGACAGACUAUGAGGAUCUCAAACCAGAAAUGUGGCCAUCUGCUAAAAAGAAAGAGAAACACCGCAGCAAGAGCCCCACCAGUGGAAAUGAAACCAUGACGGCUGAAGGAGCGCCGUGUGAUCAUCACCUCGACUGCCUCCCAGGCUCUUGCUGCGACUUGCGUGAACACAUCUGCAAACCACACAAUCGAGGCCUUAACAACAAAUGUUAUGAUGACUGUAUGUGCACUGAAGGGCUACGCUGUUAUGCCAAAUUCCACCGGAACCGAAGAGUGACCCGGAGGAAAGGGCGCUGCGUGGAGCCCGAAUCAGCCAACGGAGAGCAGGGAUCAUUCAUUAAUGUUUAGGAGGAUAGGACUCCUGCCUGGAUGGUCAGGAGCUGGGGUCAAACUGUUUAUACCUAGCAAUGGGAAUUAGAGGAAAAAGUGAAGCAAAUGACUGAAGCUGCAGGCUCUGAACGUGCCGGGUUCCAACAAGACAGAAGCUCACGGUAAUUAUAAAUAGAGUGGCUUUGGCCUUUUCCAUACCAAGACUGCAUUCCCCUCCCUUCCCUCAGCACAUUCCUGCCACUGAGCUGAGUCCCUCUCUCCCAGUCGGUAAGAGAAUGAUCAUUACUACUGUUCUGAUGGUCCUGGCAGCAAAAGGCUCUGUGGUUUUGUCUCCUCUCAGCAGAGGAAAGAUAUGAAGGAUCCUUCAGUUCAAAGGGGAUGUGAGCUUAAACUUUACCCCUUAACUAUUGCUUGAGAAGAAAGGUAGAUCCUCCUUAAGGAUCAGAGGUUCCUAGCAGAUAGGAAGCUUGUAGCCUGCAGGUGGAAUCAAAGAUCAGGAGAAAGGGGGUUCCUGGGUGAGAGGAGACCUUCUGCCACAGCUCUUGCUCCCUCCCUUGUUCAGUGCCACAGACAGACAUUCCCUACCUGUCUUCUUUGGGACCAUCUGGUCCUAUUCCUUCCUUCUUUGCUCCCAAAGCACCACCUGUUUUCUGCAAGGAUGUGGCAAGACAUCCCAGCCUGCAGCUCUCAUUCACUUAGUUACCCUGCCAUGUCUGUUAUUUUUAAUGAAUAUUUUUAGGAGCUUUCUAGGGAAGUGAUAGUUUUCCUAGUGAGCCAAAAAUAAAGGUUUUUGGUAACAGGAGAUAGGGACAGGCUGUUCCGUUGUAGUAAAUCCUGUGACAUGUUGCAUGUGUGUUUCCAUGAUAUGUAAAUAAAGAUAUGAUAGAUA
Messenger RNA from Columba livia (rock pigeon), 2353 nucleotides. It is a transcript of the gene DRAXIN, whose product is annotated as dorsal inhibitory axon guidance protein. The record is from RefSeq and is a predicted model, not a curated record. Gene Ontology annotation, biological process: dorsal spinal cord development; commissural neuron differentiation in spinal cord; negative regulation of canonical Wnt signaling pathway. The coding region runs from base 430 to 1482 and encodes 350 amino acids. NCBI's taxonomy places the organism in Eukaryota, Metazoa, Chordata, Aves, Columbiformes, Columbidae. The transcript has 7 exons. Gene Ontology annotation, cellular component: extracellular region.